AUGAACAAGCCAGGAGCACUCUCUGUCGAGAACACUGAUACAAGCCAGCUUGAUGGUACACUUCUAUCACCUCAACACCACCACUCUAUGUCUGAGCCGGUCUCUUCUGAAGAAGGGUCGACUCCUCUUGACUCCACAUCGGGAGGCAAUGGAUCGAGAAGCUCCUCACACGGCUCUGGUGAAAGUCUGCAUACUGAGCAUGUAGUCAAACUCUCGAGCAUAGAGCAUUGCAUGCCACGGGCAUACAUCAGAAUAUGCCUCGCAUAUAGACUAGGGACUGGUCAGGAUGUGCAUAAGGCGGUGCAAGGCCUCGAAAACUACAUCAGAGGAAUCGUACGAGCGAAACCAUACCUUGCUGGCAACGUUGUUGAUGUGGAUGUUCCAGGAAGCAAUAUCAGUCGGGCAGAAAUAAGAUUUACAGCUCAAGACUACCUGAAUUAUCCUGGAGUCGCAGUAAAAACCCUCUGCGACGAACACGGUCUGCUGUUGCGAUACGAACAACUCGACGCAGAUGGCUGUCCACCAAGUCGACUACGACCAGAAGACGUUUCAGCGUUAGCGCCCGACGUCGACCCUAGACAAGCGAGUCCUGUGUUUCGUGUACAGGCCAACCUAGUGGUCGGCGGUCUCAUUGUUUCCUUUUACCUCCAUCACUGCAUCUCCGAUGGGACAGGGUUCGACCUUAUUACUUCCGGCAGGAUCCUCAACGACGACUUCACAUUUAUCUGCCCACCGUCUCUAUCACAUCAGAAUACCGCGACCUUGGACAAAUUCCUAGAAGAGUUUGCGCAGCAUAAGAGCAAUGUCCGACGAGAACUCUCGAGAGCUCCAAGCACUGUCACCAAUACUCGCCAGUUACGAGCACAACGCCUUGAUCAGCCGCCAUUGCCUAAGAAUCAACCUGGAAGAGGUUGUGUUCUUAUGCUUGCAGCCAGUCUGUUGUCCUCGACAAAGGAUAAUAUGAACCAAUAUGAGGACCCAGGCUCAAUGUACCACACCACGAACAGUGUUGUCAUGGCACUACUUUGGCGGCAUAUGACUCGUGCUCGUCGACCAUCACUGGCGCAUAUCUCGAAUGUACAAACAUCCAAACUCUUGAUACCAAUCAAUAUUCGUGACACCAUGACUCCACCACUACCAGAGGGCUAUUUUGGCGCUGCAGUCGAUUCCGCAAAAGCGGAGAUGGAGCUGGACUUGCUUAUCGGAAUGCAAGAGGACACCCUGUACAGAGUGUCUCGCACGAUACGUGAGGCCAUCAAGGGUGUAGACGAUGGCUAUGUGCGUGAACUGAUCGCAUUUGCAAAUGCGGCUGAUCAACUUACCGACGUCCACGACAUACAAGCCAGUAACAUGGAUCGUGUCACAGGAGCAGACAUGUACAUCACGUCCUGGCUCGAUUUCAAGACCUACCAACACGAUCUAGGAAUGGGGCUGGGCGGGCCAGAUUGGGUAAGAAAACCUUGGAGUAGGGAUCCGGGGUCGUGCAUUAUCCUCCCACGAAAGACAGACAAUCCAUCCUACAUUGAGGUUGUCGUGCAAAUGACUGGAGCUGAUAUGGACCGCCUACUACAAGACCAGUAUUUCAUGAAGUACGUUCUACGGGUUAUUGACUGA
Messenger RNA from Lithohypha guttulata, 1614 nucleotides. RefSeq lists its product as uncharacterized. The coding region runs from base 1 to 1614 and encodes 537 amino acids. Lineage: Eukaryota; Fungi; Ascomycota; Eurotiomycetes; Chaetothyriales; Trichomeriaceae. Gene Ontology annotation, molecular function: acyltransferase activity, transferring groups other than amino-acyl groups. The transcript has a single exon. The record is from RefSeq and is a predicted model, not a curated record.